Daphnia carinata is the source of this 5205-nucleotide messenger RNA. It is a transcript of the gene Hipk, whose product is annotated as homeodomain-interacting protein kinase 2-like. Gene Ontology annotation, biological process: peptidyl-threonine phosphorylation; peptidyl-serine phosphorylation. The record is from RefSeq and is a predicted model, not a curated record. The coding region runs from base 1115 to 5182 and encodes 1355 amino acids. Gene Ontology annotation, molecular function: protein serine/threonine kinase activity; protein tyrosine kinase activity; ATP binding. The transcript is spliced from 11 exons. Gene Ontology annotation, cellular component: nucleus; cytoplasm. Lineage: Eukaryota; Metazoa; Arthropoda; Branchiopoda; Diplostraca; Daphniidae.
AGACACACGCACCAUCGGUAGGCAUGUGUAUGCGUUCUGGAUCAUUUCGUCAGUCAUCGGUCAGAGUGUCAGACGCGAUGCACACCGACCUUUGAAAGCAAGAAGAAGGAUUACAUAGUAAUACUCAGUGCUGGCUGUAUAAUCCCGAACGCAACUGACUUUGUCGAUUUCAUCUUGACCGAUUGUGCAACGAAGCCCGCGAUGUGAAGUCGAUAGUCAGUGGACGUGUUUCUGCCAGAAAAAAAAGAGGGGAAAAAAGGACCGUGACACACAUUUCUGUGCGAAGGCUAACCGAUUCCACAACAACAGCGAGCAAUACAAAGUUGUGUCUCCGUUUCAAAAAGUCGCCAUUUCUUAACAAAACGAAAAAUCGUAGCACAGCAGUUUCGUUACAAACUUUACAACGGUUGGCUACCAACUUUCUUUGUGUAAACGAGAAAUAGAGCGAGAAAGGCGCGGAGAAAUUGGAAAACGAAAUGAAAAGUAGUGCUUGUCAUUCGGUUGGCUACUGAUUAUGAAAUUUGUUAAGGAAAGAAAAAAACAAAACACGAGAUAAAUAUCUGAUGCGUCUGCUGCUGCCAACUGCCGGGAACUUCUGUUUAGUAUCACCCUUACUGGAGGUUGGAUUUUUACUGAGGCAUUCUCUACCUGUGAGACAGUUUAGUAUGCGAGCUCUCAAAAUGGCUGGUUAUUGGAUCUUUGUCUGAAGUUUCUCGAUCUUUCAAGCCUGUUUGCAUGGGUAGACUACGACGACUAUUGAGUUUCUGUAGCAACAGCGUCUCCCAUCCCCCUACCCUUCUGUUGGCUUUCAGAAAGCCUUAAAGCAGGGAACAAGUGCGCCGACUCGGAUACAAUUUCUGUUCUUGUGUUUUGUGCGCUGUUGUUGGGAGGAAGGUGACUUCGACUGUGUGUUUGGUUAGGAUUCGCUGAAACAAUAGUUAAACCGUUUAUUCUCGUUUGUCGUGACGUUUCGUUUUCGCUCUAAACUUAUGAAGUGUUGUUCAGUGUCCCGUCAUAUUUUUUGGCUUAGUGCCACUUCUGUCAAACAAACGGCGAAGGGUAAUGCAAAUUGCCAGGUCGGCAACAAUUUCGCACGUCACGGCCAUUCGUGGGAAUGCUGGACAUGUAUGGUCAGCCACAGCUAACACAACCUCAGCCGGCCCACAGCUCUUUGUCUCAUCAAUACCACCACCAUCAGCAGCAGCAACAGCAGAACGCUAACAAGAAACUGAAGCUAGACCAUGUUCUGCCCCAGCAACACCAGGCAGUGGACCUCUGCAGCCUUUCCGUGCAGCAGCAACUGGGUCAAUCCGAUUCAGUCAGCCUCUAUGAAGUUUCCAGCACAACAGGCUGCAGUAGCAGUUCUGGUCCUAGUCGCGGCAGUCAUGGAGUGAAUACCGGACGCAUCCACACAUCGACGGGCUAUGCCCUGGCUGUGGGUGGUAGCGUAAUUGGAGGCAGGCGCCCUGUGGGUCACGAGAGUGUUGAUUGCAGCCAAAGCCCAGCGUCAUCAUCUUCUUCUUUGGGCAAACAGCAGCAGCAACAGCAACAACAACAACAGCAGAAUUACGUCCGUACUUCUGCCAUCAAGCUGCUAGAUACAUUUCAGUUCCAGCAACAUCAGCGGCAGGGAGGCGUGAAGCGCAAACACGAAACUGUAAACGAAGUACAGGAAACAAGCGCGGGAGCCAUGACUGCUUCUCACAAGCCAGCGCAAGGCCAUGGGCACGUCCAGCCGACGGUGGCCGCCGCUGCACCUCAAGGUUCUUCGUCGGCCGACGGCGAUUACCAGCUCGUUCAGCACGAGGUUUUGUGCUCUUUGAGCAACCAGUACGAAGUGCUCGAGUUCCUUGGCCGCGGUACCUUCGGGCAGGUGGUCAAAUGUUGGAAGAAGGGCACCAACGAAGUGGUGGCCAUCAAGAUCUUGAAGAAUCAUCCAUCGUACGCUCGCCAGGGUCAAAUCGAGGUCAAUAUCCUGUCGCGAUUGAGCCAGGAGAACGCGGAUGAGUUCAAUUUCAUUCGGGCGCACGAGUGCUUUCAGCACAAGAAUCAUACCUGCCUGGUCUUUGAACUCUUGGAGCAGAACCUUUACGACUUUUUGAAGCAGAACAAGUUUAGUCCGUUGCCUUUAAAGUACAUUCGCCCGAUCAUGCAACAAGUACUGACUGCCUUGCUUAAGUUGAAGCAACUUGGCCUGAUUCACGCUGAUUUGAAACCGGAGAACAUCAUGUUGGUGGACCCGGUGAGGCAACCGUACCGAGUCAAAGUCAUCGAUUUCGGCUCGGCCUCGCACGUGAGCAAGGCCAUUUGCAACACGUAUCUGCAGUCUCGUUAUUACCGAGCGCCCGAAAUCAUCCUGGGCCUUCCCUUUGGUGAGGCUAUCGACAUGUGGUCGCUCGGCUGCGUAGUGGCCGAACUCUUCCUCGGAUGGCCCCUCUACCCGGGCUCCUCCGAGUACGAUCAAAUUCGAUACAUCAGCCAGACGCAGGGUCUGCCCUCUGAGCGGAUGCUCAACUCGGCGACCAAGACGAUGAAGUUCUUCUACCGCGACAUGGAGUCCAGCUACCCGUUCUGGCGCCUCAAAACGCCGGAAGAGCACGAAGCCGAGACGGGCAUCAAAUCCAAAGAAGCCCGCAAGUACAUUUUCAACUGUCUGGAAGACAUCGGCCAGGUGAACGUGCCCACAGAGCUGGAAGGCGGCGAGCUGAUGGCCGAGAAGGCGGACCGCCGCGACUUCAUUGACCUUCUGAAACGGAUGCUGACGAUGGAUCAGGAGCGGCGCAUCACGCCCGGCGAGGCGCUCCAGCACCAGUUCGUGACGCUGUCGCACCUUGUCGACUACGCUCAUUGCAGCAACGUUAAGGCCAGCGUUCAAAUGAUGGAGGUGUGCCGUCGCAGUCACUACCAGCCGCCCAACACGUUGGUGCAGCAGGGACAUUCGACGACUCCCGCCGGCUCUCUAGUGGCUAACUUUGUGCCCGGCACCAAUGGCAAUGUCACGCUGACCUUCAACAGCCAAUUUGCCGCUGCAGCCGCCGCUGCGGCCGCUGCCAACCAGUAUCCGGCCGCUCUUUACAACGGUCGUAAUGCUGUUGCGGCUGCAGCAGCCGCCCGCCAAUAUGCUGCAGCAGGCGCUGCUGCCCGAGCGGAGACGUUUCAACAUCAAUUCGUCUCUUCGCUAUUAUGUCCGCCAUCCUAUCAGAGUUUGACGUCGCCAUCGAAGCCGGUUGCGGUGGUAGCGCAACAGCCGCCUCAAUUGCAGCUUCAUCAGCCCUCUCUCGCCCAGCAGCAAUAUGUUCCCGUUUCCAUGGUGGAACAAUCGGGCCGUCAAGUGCUGUUAGCCACCCAAGGACCUGGCUGUUGGCCAGGAAAUCGUCAAAUGACUUUGGUGCCUUCUUGGCAGCAGUUGGCGCCCAACCACCAACACUCGGCCGCUCUCCAGCAGCAACCAACUGCCGCCCUAUUGCAGGCCGCUGACGCUUCUGACUGGGGUCGCCAUUUACUGGUGGAUCAAUCUGGUGGCGUCCACCAAGACCAGCGCUCCAUAUUCCCAGUCGAUUUGCCGGACGUUUACGAUACAGUUAGUGUGGUGGAUCAUUGGCCGAACAAUAAGCGAAAUAGUGGUGCGGCACACAAGUCCGCACUCUUCACUUUACAGGCGCCACAGCCAGCACAUUUGCUUCAACAACAGCAGCAACAUCAACAACAACAACUGCAUCAACAACAGCAGCAACAACAUCAGCAGCAGCAGCAACAACAACAACAGCAGCAUCUUUACCAGCAGUCGCAGCAGAUUCAGCAACGAUCGGUUCAUCAAGGACAUAUGAUGGACAAGAAAGAUUCUGUCCAGUUGAGCCCAGUCAAGAAACGAGUCAAAGAAAGCUCACCGCCGCAGCAGCAACAGCAACAAAGUGAGCAGUACCGUAGAAGGAAUUCCCCUGCUCAGCAUUGGCAACAUCCUCAACAUGCGCCGCAGCAUUAUAAUAACGGCCGAAAUCACAGACAGCCAACGAUUACCAUAGAGGACACGCCUUCGCCUGCUGUGUCUGUCAUUACCAUUUCAGAUUCUGAUGACGAAGGAACGGCCUCGCAGAAAACGGCCAUGCGAUCCAAAGCAACUGGACAACACCAGCAACAACAUCGUGUCCGCCCGGUUGUCAGCUGCGUCACUGUGCCAGAUAGUGAUGAAGAACAUCGAAGCCCGGCCAAAGGGCAUUACCCCCGGCAACAGCAUUACAACCAUGCAAAUGCCAACAGCUACGUGGUCCGUGAGAUCAAACCGGAGCCGGCAUUAGUCUCGUCUUCGUACAAUGGAAACGGAGCCAGUCUUUUGCAAAAAAAGCGGUUGCUGGCCAAAGCGCAGACCGAGUGCGGCGGCAUGAAUGAUAAGCCGAAACAAGAACAACACCAAAUGGCCAACGACGGAGGCUACAUGGAAGCAUAUGGCAGCGGUGUUGAUAGGCCGUCGAUGACUCACCAGCCGUGCGAUUUCAGCAACGGGUCGGAAGUUCUCCACUUUCAAGCGGCGCCGCAGCAAGUCUCUCAGCAGCAGCACCAGCGCAGCUACCGCCAGGACUACGAUCAACAGCAGCAGCAACAACAGCAGCAAAGAGACUAUUUGCAUCCGCCAGCUGCCCACCGCCAGCAGCGCUUCGACGCCGAGUUGCAACAGCAACGCGAACAGAAUGGCUAUUACAGUAUAGAUACUGGACAUUUUGCACCAACGUUAGGGCCAGUCAAGACUGAUGUCUAUGGUUUGUUAGGCUACUCUGGUCGGAGUAAUCGUCACGCACACUUGUCACCUCAGCCGGGCCCGUCCAGUCGUCACCAGGCGGCCGCGGUAGCUGCUGCCGCAGCCGCCGCCCUCUGCCUGUCGCCGCAGCAUCCGUUGAACGCGGCGGCUGUGGCAGCCGCCGGCCAGCCGCUUUAUCAUCAACCAGACUUGUAUCGCAGUACGAUUCCUCCUCCUGCACAUCACAGCAGCUCUCGAGCUGGUCCCGUCUUGAAUGGAACACACCACGGAGUUCAUCCUCACCAUAGUCAUCCACUUCCGGCUCAUUUGCAGCCGUCCGCCGUGUUCCAGGCCCAUCCUCAAGUGGCUGCAGCCGUGGCCCCUUACGCCUACGCUUCGCUCAACAGCCCGGGCAAGGCGCAGUACCAGCACUUCUGGUUCGCCGAAUAGGAUGAUCGCGGCAAGAAAGAAAA